UUUGUUUUGUCUCAGUUCUACGUCAUUACAAGGUUAAAGCAAUUUCAUUCUUAUUUGAACGCAUUAGAAUAUUAAAUAGCGUAUUGAAUUUCUGUAACUUUGUUUACAUUUUGACAGUCAAAAGUUUGGUUAUAAUAGUAAAAGUGCUAGAAUUCGUUACUGAUUUUAUCGUUUUCUAACGUGAAUAAAUCGAAUAAUGUAUUCAUUACAAUACUGUAGUGCAAUGUUAAUAUAUGAAUUGCUUUAAUAAAUUAUUUUUACCGUGUAAAUUAGUUGUAACCGGUGCUAAUAGAUUAGUUCGUCCAUCAGUUAGAUGUCUUCAGAGUUCAAAGCCUAGAAGCCUCUUAUUUCCUAGCAUAGACACUUUACAAGUAAGAAACAUGGCUCAGAAAAGUAUUAUGUCAUUCUUUAAAAUCACACCAAAAAAAGACGCCGAAAUUAAAAAGGAACAACCUGAAAAUGACACAUCUCUUGAAGAUGCAGAAAUGAAAGAACCGUCACCAGUCCAAAAUGGAAAAGCUAAGCGGUCCUCAAAAAGGCAGAGGUUGGACACCAGCAGCAGUGAAUCCCAGUCUCCAAAGAAAGAGAGUCCGCCAACAUCUGUAACAAAAAAGAAGGUCAAAAGACAACGAAUAGAAAGUUCAGAAAGUGAAUCUGAACCUAUUAAAUCACCUGAGAAAUCACCUGAAAUAUCACCCAAGAAAUCGAAUUCGAAUUCAACGGAAACAUCCCCAGUGCAGUCCCCAGAGAAGGAGAUAGAAAUAAAGAAGAGUGGGAAUGCGAAGACUUACCAGUCACCAAAGAGUAAGAAGGCUAAAGGAAAGAAGGAGGGCAAAAAUGAUUAUAUUGCUAAAAAGGUAAUAAAAAAAGAGAAAUAUCCGUCGCCCGAGAGUCAGUCCAUAAAAAAAGAGAAGUCACCUCUUAAAGAGAACGGGAAGGACAAAACUCCAGAGAAAAAGGCCAAAGAGGUCAAGAAGGAAGCUAGCGUUAAGAAGGAAAAAGAAAGUGGACUGGUUCCAGAAACCGAAUACGACCCCACAAAGUCUAAAUACCACCCAAUCAACGACGCCUGUUGGGCGCCGAACCAACCAGUCCCAUACUUAGCUCUGGCCAAGACACUUGAAGCCAUAGAAGCUAUAUCAGCACGGCUCAAAAUUGUAGAGAUACUGAGUAACUACUUGAGGUCAGUGAUAGUGUUAACUCCGGAAGACUUGCUGCCAAGUGUGUAUCUGUGUCUGAAUCAAAUCGCGCCGGCUUAUCAUAGCUUGGAGCUGGGCAUAGCAGAAACGUACCUAAUGAAAGCCAUAGGCCAGUCCACCGGCCGUACUUUAGCCCAGAUGAAGGCAGCAGCUCAAAAAACUGGAGACCUAGGGGCCGUGGCAGAACAAGCCAGGUCUACACAGAGAACCAUGUUCACACCACCACCUUUAAAAACAAGAGCAGUUUUUAAUGCUCUUAAAGAUAUUGCUGGAAUGACUGGGCAGGCCUCAGUUAAUAAGAAAAUAGGCAAGAUUCAAUCGCUGUACGUCGCGUGCCGCUUUUCUGAAUCCCGAUACUUAAUAAGAUCGCUGGAAGGCAAACUCCGCAUUGGUCUGGCCGAGCAGUCAGUGCUACAAGCGCUCGCACAAGCUACUGCCACGUCUCCGCCCGGGUCAGAUGUCCUCGACGCGAGCCAGGGACUGUCGGCCGCGGAGUUCAAGGCCAUAGUCGAUGAGCAGGCCCUCAUAAUCAAAACCACCUACUGCGAAUGCCCGAACUACGAAAUGAUCAUCCCAGUACUACUCGAACACGGGGUAAAGGCGCUCCCACAACACUGCAAGUUGACGCCGGGUAUUCCGCUCAAACCUAUGCUCGCACACCCUACUAAAGGAGUCCAUGAGGUGCUUAAUCGAUUCGAAGGCACCCGGUUCACCUGCGAGUACAAAUACGACGGCGAACGCGCGCAGAUCCACGUUCCGAAGGUAGAAAAAGAUGGAAAGGAAUCUGCGGAUUUGCAGACUGCAUCGAUAUUCAGUCGGAAUCAGGAGAACAACACUACGAAAUACCCAGAUAUCCUACAGCGGCUUCCUUCACUGCUAAAAGCAGAGGUGUCGAGCUGCGUGUUAGAUUGCGAGGCCGUCGCCUAUGACACGGUCAACAAGCAGAUUCUGCCUUUCCAGAUCCUAUCUACUCGUAAACGCAAGGACGCCUCAUCAGCCGAAAUCAAAGUGCAAGUGUGUGUGUUCGUCUUCGACCUGCUCUAUCUAAACGGGCGCGCUCUGGUCAGAGAGCCGCUGGAAGAGAGGAGAAAAUUGCUGAGAGAAAACUUUAACGAGGUCGAAGGUGAAUGGCAAUUCGCAACGGCCAAAGACUGCAGUUCCAUGGAUGAGGUACAGCAGUUCCUGGACGACGCGGUGAAAGGCAGCUGCGAGGGGCUCAUGGUGAAGACCCUAGAGGGAGACCAUGCUAGAUACGACAUCGCUAGGAGAAGCCACAACUGGCUGAAGCUAAAGAAAGACUACCUAGAAGGCGUAGGCGAUACCAUCGACGUGGUGGUAAUAGGCGGUUACCACGGUCGCGGCAAGCGGCGCGGCGUCUACGGAGGCUUCCUAUUGGCUUGUUACGAUAACAGCAGCGAGGAAUACCAGGCACUCUGCAAGAUAGGAACUGGCUUCUCUGAUGAGGAUCUACAGACGCUUACUAAGACGCUGGAGGAACAUGUGAUUGAGACGCCGAGGAAUUAUUAUAGAUACGAUACCUCUCAUGCGGCAGACGCAUGGUUCGCGCCCGCGUGUGUGUGGGAGAUACGCUGCGCCGACCUGUCUCUGUCACCGGCGCAUCGGGCAGCGAUGGGUCUCGUGGAUCCUGAGAGAGGCGUGUCAUUGCGUUUCCCUAGAUUUAUCCGCGUGCGCGACGACAAGACACCGGAGCAGGCGACGUCGGCGCAGCAGAUCGCACAGAUGUACCUCUCACAAGACCAGGUCAAGAACUCCACCAGCAAACCUGUCAACUUUGACGACUUCUACUAGACUGGAUGUAGUUUAUUAGUGGUUCCUAAAUAUUUAUUUAUCGGUCAUUCUCAAAUAAUGUCUGCGGUCUAAUUGCCGGGACCCAUAUAUAUAUUCCUUUAUUCAUAAAAUUACAAAUUUUACAUGUCAAAUUCUACAAUUCAUUAAAAUAAUAAUCAUCAAUAAAGUAAAAUAGAAUAAAACAAUAUAAAAAUAAUCAACACAUUUCAAAUAUCCACAAAAAAAUAUAAAAUUAAAUUAAGAUUAAAUCAUUAAUAUAUUUAAUCUUUAUAUUAUAUUUUGUCAUACAAAAUGUAUGAAAAAUGUCGUGACAAUUAGACGAAACCGCAAACAUAUUCUUCGAGAAUGACCCUCACAGGUUCAAAGUUAGAAAGAACGCUAAGAUUUUACAGAACUUGGGUGGUAUUCCAUCUGUCCAAUGUCAUUGCGUCAGACUCUCUCAUUAAGCAAAAUGUGAGACAAAAUACACAUUGGACAAAGAAAUUCCCAUGUGGAAUACCACCCUUAUGUGGAGUGUGGAGUAUGUAGAUCAUACCAUUAU
Molecule: messenger RNA, 3549 nt
Organism: Cydia strobilella
Lineage: Eukaryota; Metazoa; Arthropoda; Insecta; Lepidoptera; Tortricidae
Gene: DNAlig1
Product: DNA ligase 1
Exons: 18
Coding region: 234-3008 (924 amino acids)
Biological process (GO): DNA repair; lagging strand elongation; DNA recombination
Cellular component (GO): mitochondrion; nucleus
Molecular function (GO): DNA ligase (ATP) activity; ATP binding; DNA binding
Source: RefSeq, a predicted model, not a curated record